Molecule: messenger RNA, 2270 nt
Organism: Anas platyrhynchos (mallard)
Lineage: Eukaryota; Metazoa; Chordata; Aves; Anseriformes; Anatidae
Gene: ARFGAP2
Product: ARF GTPase activating protein 2
Biological process (GO): COPI coating of Golgi vesicle
Molecular function (GO): GTPase activator activity
Source: RefSeq, a predicted model, not a curated record
GGUGGGUGUGGGUGUCCAUUUAAGUUCAGCCCAGGGCUAUUGCCUCUUGUUUGAGCUAACCUGGGGAGGUGCUGCAGUCUGGCUGUGCCUUCUGGAUCCUGCUGAGCUGGAGCCUGUUGCUAAAUUCAGUUUGCCACCGUGGACCUGCCUGCAAUAACUUGGCGUGACGGAGCAGCGUCCUCCGUGAGGGGAUCCCACCCCGCUGCCCCCCCUCAGUGCCCGCCCCGCGGUGCCGCUCCCCUCACGGGCGGCCGCCGCCGAGCCCCGGGCGGGCGGGAGGGAGGGAGGCGGUGCCCGGGCCGCCCCCCCUCGGAGGCCGGAGCCGGCGGGGCCCGUCCGGCUCCCGUAGCACCGCCCGUGGCUGCGGUGGCGUGUGGGAAGGAGAGACGAUGGCGGCGGAGCCGGGCCGGGCGGAGAUCCAGGCCUUCUUCAGGCGGCUGCGGGCGGCGCCGGCCAACAAGUCCUGCUUCGACUGCGGCGCCAAGAACCCGAGCUGGGCCAGCGUCACCUACGGCGUCUUCCUCUGCAUCGACUGCUCCGGAGCGCACCGCGCCCUGGGCGUGCACCUCAGCUUCAUCAGGUCCACGGAGCUGGAUUCCAACUGGAACUGGUUCCAGCUGAGGUGCAUGCAAGUCGGCAGUAAUGCCAACGCGACUGCUUUCUUCCGUCAGCAUGGCUGCACUACAACAGAUGCCAAUGCGAAGUACAACAGUCGAGCUGCCCAGAUGUACAGGGAGAAGAUCCGGCAGCUGGCGAGUGCUGCCAUGGCCAAGUAUGGCACUGAUCUGCUCAUAGAUGGACUGAGUGGAGCCCCCGGGCAUUCCCCUGACAAGAGCGAUGCUGAUUUCUUCAUGGAGCACACACAGUCUUCCAGUACCUGGGAUGUAGCAGAUGCCAGCCAGAAUCUUGCACAGUCUUCCCUGGAGGUGGAAAAAGCACCAAAGUCAUCAGAAGGCAGUGAAGCAUCAAAUCCCAGCCAAGGCCCAUCUAUUGACUUGUUGAGCACAUCUCCUAAAGCUCCUCUAGACGCGUCCAUGUGUCUAUCAACACAAGAGCCUGCUCCUGCCAGAGAACUUAAAUCCUCCCUCAUCGGAAAGAAGAAGCCGGGAGCUGCCAAGAAAGGGCUGGGUGCAAAAAAAGGUCUUGGAGCCCAGAAAGUGAGCAGCCAGAGCUUCAGUGAGAUUGAGCGGCAAGCCCAGGUGGCAGAGCAGCUGAAGGAGCAGCAGGCAGCGGAGUCCAGGAAACAAGCUGAGGAGUCCAUAGUCACCUCGAUGCGACUGGCUUAUCAGGAACUGCAGCUCGAUCGGAAGAAGGAAGAGAAGAAACUUCAGAACCUCGAAGGGAAGAAGCGUGAACAAGCUGAGAGGCUAGGCAUGGGCUUGGUGUCAAGAAGCUCUGUUUCACACUCGGUGAUGUCUGAGAUGCAAGUCAUUGAGCAGGAGACGCCACUGGCCGUGAAAUCUUCCCGCUCCCAAUUGGACCUGUUUGAUGAUGCUGGAAGCUUCACAUCUGGACCCCCCAAGUACAAAUAUAGUCCCUUCUCAUUUGAAGAUGCCUUUGGCUCACGAUGGGAAACAGACUCUUCGUGGGGUGUUGACAAAGAGGAGGAACCAGAGGUGACAAUUUCCAGUAUUCGGCCAAUUUCAGAGAGGCCCACCAGUAGAAGAGAUACAGAGCACAGGACAUCAGUUGUGGAAUCAAAUGAAGCUCGGCAGAAGUUCGCAGGAGCUAAAGCUAUCUCUUCAGAUAUGUUCUUUGGGCGGGAAGCAGAUGCUGAGUACGAAGCCAGAUCCCGACUGCAGCAGCUCUCAGGCAGCAGUGCUAUCAGUUCUGCAGACCUGUUCGGAGAGGCUGAGAAUGCGCACUCAGGUGGCGUGUCGAUUGGAAAUGUCCUGCCUGCAGCCGAUAUCGCACAGUUCAAGCAAGGAGUGAAGUCAGUUGCUGGCAAGAUGGCUGUCCUAGCCAACGGGGUGAUGAACUCCCUCCAGGAUCGUUAUGGUUCAUAUUGAUGACCCAGGAACUGCAACUCGCAGGGAAGCCAGCAGGAGGCACUGAUGCCACCUUCGCCUGGAGUAAACUCUGCAGGAUUGUCUUAGUUUGUCUGGGGUGGGUGGGGAGGGGAGAAGGAAAGCAGAAGGGGGCAGGACAUGGCUGUGCCCAGGAUGCUUUCCAAAUAUCUGAAUUCCACUCUGCAUUAAAAUUUGAUGUGCCCUCAGACCCACUGCUAUCUACUAGCCAGUGGAGAUGGGGAUAACCUCACUGCUGUGAAA